Molecule: messenger RNA, 1770 nt
Organism: Fraxinus pennsylvanica
Lineage: Eukaryota; Viridiplantae; Streptophyta; Magnoliopsida; Lamiales; Oleaceae
Source: the annotation of a GenBank genome assembly
AUGGCGGCGGAGAAUUCAGCAACAGCGUCUAGUAGUAGAUCUGGCGGCGGAGCAACGGCGGACUCGUAUAUCGGCAGCUUGAUAAGCUUGACUUCGAAGAGUGAGAUAAGAUACGAAGGUAUUCUUUACAACAUCAACACUGAAGAAUCCAGCAUCGGCCUCCGUAACGUGAGAUCAUUUGGAACAGAAGGACGAAAAAAGGACGGUCCACAAGUCCCUCUUGGUGACAAAAUUUAUGAGUACAUACUGUUUAGAGGAAGUGAUAUCAAGGAUCUACAGGUCAAAUCUUCUCCGCCUGUUCAAAGUACACAACCCAUAAACAGUGAUCCGGCCAUUAUUCAGUCUCACUAUCCUCUUCCAGCAACUGCAUCCACAAGCUUGCCCACAGCUGUUUCUGGGUCUUUGACGGAUCUUGGUUCUCAUUCUACACAGUUGGGACACCCUGGGUCAACUUUCCAAAAUGGUCUGCCUUUAUAUCAACCGGGAGGGAACUUGAACUCUUGGGGGCCUUCUCCUCCACCAAAUGCUAAUGGAAGUGGCAUAGCUAUGCCAAUGUAUUGGCAGGGAUUCUAUGGCACACCGAAUGGCCUCACUCAACUGCCCCAGCAGUCCUUACUUCAGCCUCCUCCUGGACUGUCAAUGCCUCCAUCCAUGCAACAGAUGCCAUAUUCUGGUUUUAACUCAUCUUUACCGGCAGGAGCAUCAAGCUUUCCAGUUCCUCCACUGCAAUCUGUGUCACCGGCAUCUGAAACAAUGUCAAAUCCAAUGCCAAACAAAGCUCCUAUUUCAGCCAUCCCUACUUCAACACAGAGUUCUAGAUUGUCAACUUUGGCUCCACUGUCUUCAUCAAUUCCUGACAAUUCCGGAAUGCCUUUGGUUGCUAGCAAACCUAGUGCAAUAUCCGGUCCAGUAGUCUUGCUACACCAGACCAUGUCUCAGACUUCGACAUCUGUUUCUGGGAUAUCAAGAUCAGUUCUUGCAGAAACACCCACCCCUUCACUUAUAACCCCUGGUCAGCUGCUGCAGUCUGGACCAACUACGGCUCCUUCAACUCAACAUUUGCAAACAGCUCAGAAGGAUGUAGAAGUAGUUCAAGUGUCACCAAAGCCAUCUCGACUACAACCAGUUACAGUUGCAACUGAAACUCCGCCACCAAUAUUACCUUUGCCCCAAAGCACAAGAUUCCAAAAGUUGCCAAGUGGAGCUACUUAUCAGAUGCGUAACAAUUACAGAGGGCGUGGCGGAAGAGGACCUGGACUUGGACCUGGACCUGCGAGAACACCAGUGGCAAAAUUCACUGAAGAUUUUGAUUUCAUUGCGAUGAAUGAGAAAUUCAAAAAGGAUGAGGUCUGGGGUCAUCUGGGAAAAUGUAACAAAUCUCAAUCGAAGGAUGAGAAUGGAGACUUCAGUGACGAAGAUGAUUUACAAGAUGAAGAUGAUGCUGAAUUGCCAAAGAUUGAGCCUGUUUAUAAUAAGGACAACUUUUUCGAUUCCCUUUCUUGUAAUGCACUGGACAAUGACCCAAAUCAUGGAAGAACUAGAUAUUCAGAGCAGAUGAAGCUAGAUACAGAGACUUUUGGAGAGUUUUCUAGGUAUGGAGGAGGCCGAGGAGGUCGGGGACCUGGUCGUGGAGGUCGUUUUCGAGGCUCUUAUCGUGGAAGGGGUUAUGGGGGAUAUGGCUAUGUUAGUAGGGGACGUGGUCGAGGCAUGGAAAGUGGUUUAGGACUUGCUUGUAUGUUUGCAAUUUUCUUCUGCUGGUUGUUUCAGUAA